AUCUCAGUUCCUUAUCUUCUGUUGUAGACUUGUAGCCAGUUUAUCCUCUCUUCCUCUAUCUUCCUGUGCCAGGCAACAGACCGACAGAGGACAGCAUGGCCACCACACUCGGCCUUCUAAAUUUCCCAAUUCUUGCUCAGAAGAAUAAUACUCCAUUUAUCCACUCAAAAAUGCCUCUUCUUUCAAACUCAUCAAAGUUAGAUGUCUGCAAAAAGGACUCGCAUAGCCCUCGUAAGCUUUUCACCGAAACCAUCCAGCAUCUAAGUUCAGCUUCUCUUUCACCUGCAUCGCUCGCAUUACCUUUUUUAUUAGACACAAAGGAUGCGCUUGCUGUUGGUGGGGAGUUUGGGAUAUUGGAGGGAAGGUCAUUUGCACUUAUCCACCCCAUUGUGAUGGGUGGUUUAUUAUUCUACACUUUGUGGGCUGGAUAUUUGGGGUGGCAAUGGAGGCGUGUUAGGACCACACAGAAUGAGAUCAGUGAACUUAAAAGGCAAGUGAAACCUACCCCAGUUACUCCUGAAGGCACACCUGUGGAAGCUGCACCAUCUCCUGUUGAACUCAAAAUUCAGCAACUCAGUGAGGAGAGGAAGGAGUUGAUUAAAGGGUCUUACAGGGACAGGCACUUCAACGCGGGAUCAAUAUUGCUAGGAUUUGGAGUAUUUGAAGCAAUUGGCGGAGGAGUCAACACAUGGUUGAGGACAGGAAAGCUAUUCCCUGGACCUCAUUUGUUUGCAGGAGCAGGCAUUACGGUGUUAUGGGCAGCAGCAGCCGCCCUAGUCCCUGCAAUGCAGAAAGGGAAUGAAACGGCAAGGAGCCUUCACAUAGCAUUGAAUGCAAUUAACGUUGUGCUCUUCUUGUGGCAAAUCCCCACUGGAAUUGACAUAGUUUUUAAAGUGUUUGAAUUCACUAAAUGGCCUUGAAUCAUAGAGACCUCGAGUGUGAGCUUUAUUACAAUCCAGGCAGGUAUAUUGUCUCUAUAUCAGGUCACUUGUAUAACCUGCACUCGAAAAAUUUUCCAUCCACUUCCACUGUGAUUGUCUGUAUCCUUGUCAUUAGUAUAUAUGAUCAAGCAGAAAGAAAUACAUUACCAUGCAA
This is a messenger RNA of Populus trichocarpa (black cottonwood), 1095 nucleotides long. RefSeq lists its product as uncharacterized. The record is from RefSeq and is a predicted model, not a curated record. The coding region runs from base 96 to 920 and encodes 274 amino acids. The transcript has 4 exons. Lineage: Eukaryota; Viridiplantae; Streptophyta; Magnoliopsida; Malpighiales; Salicaceae. Gene Ontology annotation, cellular component: chloroplast thylakoid.